UUACAGUUGAUCGUUGUAAAUGAAAACCGGUAGCAAAGCGCACAAGCGUAAAUAUAUUAUGAUAUAAAUUGUUAUGUGGCUUGAUUUGUGGGAGUACUUGACGGAUAUUGAAGAUGUACAUCCGACUAAUAUUACUGUCCCUGCUUGGGGCAGUGGUGUGCGACCACCACAGCAGAACCAACCAGCUUCCUGACCGCUCGACCAUAGUGCAUCUGUUUGAAUGGAAGUACAAAGAUAUAGCGGACGAAUGCGAGCGGUUCCUUGCUCCGAAGGGGUUUGGAGGCGUUCAGAUAUCACCACCAUCUGAGAACCUGAUCAUACAUCUGGACAACGGCAAGAGGACAUGGUACGAACGCUACCAAGUGAUGUCCUAUAAGCUGACGACUCGCUCCGGCAACGUUGAGGAUUUCCUCAACAUGACGCGCAGAUGCAACAAAGUGGGAGUAAGAAUUUACGCUGACGUGGUAGUAAACCACAUGACCGCCGACGGCCAGAAGAACGUAGGCACAGCGGGCAGCACGGCCGACUUCAAGAAUUACUCAUACCCCGCUGUCCCUUACAGUAGGGAGCAUUUUCAUUAUCCGUACUGUUCUAUUGAGAAUUACAAUGAUGCUUCGCAGGUUCGCAAUUGUCAGCUAGUAGGGCUCAAAGACCUGAACCAGACGAUUCCGUACGUUCGAAGGAAGAUUAGACAGUUCUUUAAUCGACUUAUCCACUACGGUGUCGCCGGUUUAAGAGUCGACGCGGCGAAGCAUAUGUGGCCCAACGAUUUAAAGGAAAUAUACAAAAGACUGCACAAUUUGAAUACCGAUUUCGGUUUCGAGCGUCAUUCGAAAGCGUAUAUUUUUCAAGAGGUUAUACAUUAUGGCAAUGAAGCCAUUCAACCGAACGAGUAUACGGGUUUGGGUGACGUCACCGAGUUCAGAGUAGGCUCAGAACUAAAGAACUGCUUCCGCGGCCAAAACCCGCUGAAAUAUCUAGUAUCCUGGGGACCACAGUGGGGUUUGUCGCCCAGUGACACGGCAUUGGUGUUUAUAGACAAUCACGACACGCAAAGGAGCAAUGAUGUGCUGACAUACAAGGAAUCUAGGGCUUAUAAGGCAGCAAUAGCGUUUAUGCUGGCACAUCCUUACGGUGAACCUCGUGUGAUGAGCAGUUACUUCUUUGACACUAGCGACCAGGGGCCUCCUGAUGACUCGAAUGAGAACAUUGUUUUUCCCAGCAUCAAUAGUGAUAAUACCUGCGGAAACGGCUGGGUAUGCGAGCACCGCUGGCGACAGAUAUACCAGAUGGUAGCCUUCAGGAACGCCGUUAAAGACACGCAGAUCCAGAACUGGUGGGACAACGGUAACAACCAGAUCGCUUUUAGCAGGGGGGACAAAGGAUUCAUCGCUUUUAAUGUGGAAGGAAAGGAUUUAAAUCAGACUUUACAAACUAGUCUACCAGCUGGUCAAUAUUGUGACGUGAUCACAGGACAGAGACAGGGCAGCGGUUGUUCCGGCAAGAAGGUGACAGUAGAAAACAAUGGAAUCGCCCAAAUAUAUAUAGCGGCGAAUGAGGAGGACAUGCACUUGGCUGUACAUGUUGGGAAAGAGUCGCGGUUGCUGUAGCUGUAAUUGUAAUCAAACAUUGUAUCUAAAUGUAAAC
Cydia strobilella is the source of this 1647-nucleotide messenger RNA. Its product is annotated as alpha-amylase 4N-like. NCBI's taxonomy places the organism in Eukaryota, Metazoa, Arthropoda, Insecta, Lepidoptera, Tortricidae. The transcript is spliced from 11 exons. The record is from RefSeq and is a predicted model, not a curated record. The coding region runs from base 114 to 1610 and encodes 498 amino acids. Gene Ontology annotation, biological process: carbohydrate metabolic process. Gene Ontology annotation, molecular function: cation binding; alpha-amylase activity.